GCGCCGGCGGCCGCGCUGAGCUGUGCGGCGCGGGCCGUGCGAGCUUGCCGCCGGCGCCCCGAGCGGAGCGCGGCCAUGCCCGGGCCCUAGCGCGCUGCCGCAGCCCGCGCCCGCCGCCGCCUCUUCAAUGGGCAACCUGCUCGGCGGGGUCAGCUUCCGCGAGCCCACCACCGUGGAGGACUGCGACUCCACCUGGCAGACCGACUCGGAGCCCGAGCCCGAGCCCGAGCCCGAGCCUGAGCAGCAGCCGGAGCCGGCGGGCGGUGGCGAGGGCCAGGAGCACGACGAACCCGAGCAGCCCGAGCAGCCUCCCGAGAGAACUGGAGGGCGGCCCCGAGCCAGCCCCGUGCCCGAGGACCAUGCGGAGGCGGGGGGCGCCGAGCAGGGUGGUGAUCCCACAGAAGCCACUGCCAAACCAAAGAGGAGCUUCUAUGCUGCGAGGGAUUUGUACAAAUACCGACAUCAGUACCCACAGAACUUCAAAGAUAUCCGAUAUCAAAAUGACUUGAGCAACCUUCGCUUUUAUAAGAAUAAAAUUCCGUUUAAGCCAGAUGGUGUUUACAUUGAAGAGGUUCUAAAUAAAUGGAAAGGAGACUAUGAGAAGCUGGAACACAACCACACUUACAUUCAGUGGCUCUUUCCCCUGAGAGAACAAGGCUUGAACUUUUAUGCUAAAGAAUUAACUACAUAUGAAAUUGAGGAAUUCAAAAAAACAAAAGAAGCAAUCAGAAGAUUCCUCUUGGCUUAUAAAAUGAUGCUAGAAUUUUUUGGAAUAAAGCUGAUUGAUAAAACUGGAAAUGUUGCUCGGGCUGUAAAUUGGCAAGAAAGAUUUCAACAUCUGAAUGAGUCCCAGCACAACUAUUUAAGAAUUACACGGAUUCUGAAAAGCCUUGGUGAGCUUGGGUACGAGAGUUUUAAAUCUCCUCUCGUAAAAUUUAUUCUCCACGAGGCUCUGGUGGAGAACACUAUUCCCAAUAUUAGGCAGAGUGCUCUGGAGUAUUUUGUUUAUACAAUUAGAGACAGAAGAGAGAGGAGAAAGCUCCUGCGCUUUGCCCAAAAACAUUACAUCCCGUCAGAGAAUUUCAUCUGGGGACCGCCUAGAAAAGAACAGCCAGAGCGAAGCAAAGCCCAGAAAAUGCCCACUCUGCCCACUUCGGGUUCGAACAGUCAAACUUCCGUGUACAAGAAAUCCAAGGACUCCAAAAAUUCCUCAGUAGCUAUUCACCCAAAUAGCAAAACUGUGGAAGAAAAAAAGGGACCGUCUAGAGAGGCUGGGGAGGAGACCAGCAAGCCAAGCCCCGAGUCCCACAGUGAAGAUGCCACCCCAGGAAACCCAGAGAAAGAGGGUGCUGGCGAAGAGUCGGAUUCUCCACCCGAGAAAACAGUUCCUGAUGCCGCAGGGAAAGGGGAGUGUCCAACUUCCCCUGAAAACGCCAGAGACGGGGAAAGCCAGAGCAAAGACUUGGAAAGUCCUGAAAACACCAGUUGCCACGAUGAGGUGGUGUCCCAGUGAAGUGUCACAGACCACACAUCAGUUCCGGUGAAGGAAGUGAAAAACUACUGUCUAAUUCAUCCUGAAGGACAGAGAUGAGGUCACGUUUGAAAUGUCAGCCAUCUGUGACUUUCGGCCGUCAGCCCUGUGUUCUUGUUUUUAUUUUGGAUGACGGUGAAAAUGGAUAUUUAAUAAGAAGUUUUUUAAGACCAGAUCCAAUAAAAGAAUAUAUUUAGGAUGCGUUUCCAAAAUCUGUACAACAGUCGUCACUUUGCAAAUAUUUUCAAGUUAUCUAGAACGAAUCGAGUAGCAUUCGGCACUCAACCGGUUCUCUGGAGAGAUUUCGGUACUCAGCCGGUUCUCUGGAGAGAUUCCGUGCGGAAAUGGAGCCCCUCUCUUGACGCAUCGCCCCUGACUUUUAGAUUCGUUUUGAAGUUGGAAGGAUGAAGUUGGGUCUCCUCAAAUGUUGCAGCACCUCAGUGUUCUUAGCUCGGGUUUCUGCAGUGGCUGCGGUUCCCACUUGUCCGCCAUCCUGUUUUGUCCCCCUUCCUCUUCUGGCUUGAACCACCAUCAUGGUCGGCUCCCGUGAGUUUUCUAGUACACAUUAGGACCCUCUCCUAUGCCGACGUCCAGGUGGAAGACAGGGACAUCUUUAAGAGUCUGAUUUCAAGAUUUUUUUCUUUAAGGUUUAGAAUAAUAAAAAUAUUUUCAGUAUUAAUUGCUUAGAAAAGAUUUGUAUAUGUAUGUGAAAAAAUAUAGGACAAAAGUAGACUUUGGCUUUUUUUUUUAUUUUUUUUUGGCUGUUCUAUACAAAAUUGGUGGUUGAUUAUGGAUGCAAAUUACUGAGGAGUGUUUUUUUUUUCUUUAAAUCACAAAAUUACUCAUUUUUUAAAAAGAUGUCUCCUCACACUGUCAACGAACACUUUUGUCUUUUGAGCCAUUAGUGUAUUGAUGCCAUGAGCAUUAUGGGAUUCCUGAUGUUACUACUCCACAGAGUCUGUGUGUGUGUGUGUGUGUGUGUGUGUGUGUGUGUGUGUGCGCGUGCGUGUGCAUAUUUAGUUUGUCAUUUUGGACCUGAGAACAGUUUGCAGUUACAUACAUUCACUUUUAAUAAGUACUAGAUAUAUUGCAUCACAUUGGCUAAAAGUUUUAUUGUGUACAGUUGUUGCUAAUUAUUACAGAUCUGAAGACAAUCAGAAACACUGUGAUGGGGACUUUAGAACAUUCAUACGAACACAGACAAAGCAAUGAACAGAGAAUAUUUUUACUUGUUUUUAUUUAGCAAGGAAUUGACUUUUUAAAAAUCUCUCUUUGGCUUUUAAGGAAAGUCCGGUGGUAUUCUUUCAUCACCACCCUCCUGCCCCAGGGAACUUUUGCUAUUAACUCUUUCGAGCACACCUAACACAUAAUCAUCUUGUUGGCUUUUUCCACCCACACAUUCUGUGGUGAUUCCUACAGAAUACGCCUAUCAAUCGUGUGCUUUUAGAAAUAAGAUUUUAUUGUUUUUAAAUUUACACAACACAGCCCAGUUGCUUAUUCCUGACUCUGUGUGUGUGUGUGUGUGUGUGUGUGUGUGUGUGUGUGUGUGUGUACAUCCUAGUGGCACUGGUGUUGUGUAUCAUAUCCCAGUAAGAUAGGAAAUGCUUCAUCAUUUAGUUACCACAAUUCAACAGCUUUGGUUUGUUCCAGUCUGCACAGGGUCCAGGCAUGAAAGAGGACUAUUAAGUUAGGCUGAAUUGUAGGGAUAUGAUCAAUUUAAUUCAAAAUACCUUAAUUUUGCACACACAAUGAAGCGUUCAGACCACUUUAAGGGCAUUUAGUGUAAGAAACUUGGGAUCAGGGGUACUUCAGAGAUGUCUCAGUGGUUCAGAGCAUCGCUGCUUUUUCGAAGCCCGGGGUUCAGUUCCCAGCACCUGUACUGGGUGCAGUGGUUCACCACCGUCUCUAGUGCCAAGGGAUCUGACUCCUUGUUCUGGCUUCCAGGGGAACUGCAUGCAUGUGGUGCACAUACAUACAUGCACACACACACAUAUACAUAAAUAAGGUUUUUUUUAAAAUAUUAACGUGGGUCAGAUACUAAAAAUAUUUUUAAAAAACAAAAUACCAGAAGCUAAUACAAUCUGAAUCACUUAGAAAUUAUGGUAUACCAGAACCCUUAGAAAUGAAAACACAUAACAAUUUAGAUUUUAGACUAUUAUUCCUUAUUAAUUAUUUUGUUAGCUUGUGCUGUUUAAUUUCAGAAUAUUGAGUCCCAAGAGGAGAGCUCCCUGGCUUCCCUCUAAAAUAGUGGCCUUUUCUCAACAAUGGUUAUUUAAACUUCAUAUUCAUAAAGUGGCAAUGUUUCCUACAUUUAAUCUGUAAAUAUCAGUGAGAAUAACUCAGUGAAGAUAAAGUUAAAGGAAGUCAUUCCUUUUGCUAAUAAAAAUUGAACGUCUCGUUUUUUUUUCUAUUAAGAGUACUUUGUACAUUUAAUAGUUUUUUAACAUAAGAUCUGUAGAUGAUGUAUUUCUGAGUGUGUUAGAUAUCAAAAACCCCUCUGAAUUUUACUUCUACGUUUUUGUGUUUUGCAAACUGCCAUAUGCUUACAGAAAUUUACUAAAAAGCUGUUCCAGAAAAUGCUGUAUAGCAUGGCCAAAUAGCUAACCGCAUGGCUAAGCAUCCAUAGGUGUUCUCGUAUGGUCUUUGUUAUGCCAUGGGCUGUAAGGAUGCUAAGUGUUGGCUGUUGAUAAAACUACAUCUCACAGCAAAUAGAUGUCAUAUUGCUUGAUGAGCCUAGUGCAUUUCUAAUAUUUUUUUGCUUUCAUAUUUCAGAGGAGAAAAUAUAUGUGAAGAUAUUUUGAAAUACUGUAAAGUGACAAAUAAUUAUAUAUUUCUGUAUGGUGGAGAUGUUUAUGACAUUAAGAUUAUUGUAUCAUUCUGCAUUUUUGAGCUCAUUCUUACAGGAAAUUCUAAAUAAUUAUGGUGGAUGUAAAAAAAAAAUCUAUGUGCUUCCUCUAAAUUAGGUCUAGUUGUCAGUUCUAAAAUUACAUGGUAUAGUUUUAUUUUGUUGUAAGUUUUGAGACUAUACUUUUCGUUUUUAAGGAGAGAAAGUAUAUAACUCAGGAGUUACUAAGAAAGUUCUAAGUUUUUUUUCCUUUUUUGUUGUUACAUAUAUAAAUACAUAAAGAUGUAAUAAAAACUUGUCACAGCCAUGAUGCUUUGUAUCAUGCUCUCCUGGUUAUCACAGUUUACUAGGGAUGAAGGUAGGAUGGGGUAAGAAGGAAAAGAAACACAGUGAGGUAGUCCUUAAAAAUAUUUUGGUAAAUGAACCUACAUGCCAAAUGGUUAAAAAAAAAAAAAAGUUAAAUGAACAAAGAACAUUUAGUUGAUGGUUUUAAAGUCAAAGUUUCCCAUUUAUGAUAAAGUGAUUGAGUCAAGCAAAUUUAAAACUAUUCCCUGGGCACCUCUUAGGUCUGUGUUUUGUAAAGACAAGAAGAGCGUUUUCAAAUCUUAUAAAUUACAUGCACAGCUCUUUAAUGACUAUUUGGAAUAAGAUCCCUUGUUACAGGAGUAUUGGUGAAUAGUUGUUUUUAUGUUUUCCCACUUAGAAUAAUUUCCUUUGCCUUUCAGUGUACAUACGUGUGUGUGUGUGUGUGUGUGUGUGUGUGUGUGUGUGUAUGCACAUGUGCGCACACACCCACUAGGAUGUGCUGAAAUUUGACAUGCUAGAAUCAUUCAAGGCAGGGGUAGUUUUAGAGGGAGAUGGCUGGAGUGAGUGUUGGACCUAGGAACCUAGCAAUGCACAUCUACUCUUUCAGCAUUGAGUUCGUAAUGUUUAUUGCAGGAACAGAUUUGUGUGGGAAAUUUCUAGGGUGACAGUGAGUACUACCCUGCCUCCUGCAUUGUUCUAGUGAGCCAACCCACCCAGCAGAUUGUGUUUCAGGGACAGGCUGCUUUUAGAAAUCUCAUUAUUGAAAUUAAUAAUAUAGUUCUACUAUGAAUGCCUAGAGGUUUCAGAUGUGCCUUAAUGGAAGUAAAAGGUUUUCUUUCAGAAGUUGACAUUACUAUCUCAUUGUAAACUCUUGUCAUGAGUGUAAGUCAUGUUAAUCAAAUUUAAGUUGGUGCUUUUAUCAUUUUGGAGAGAUUACCACUUCAUGACAAGAGCACCAAUUCUGAAAGUAUAUUCACCCCAGUAUUCAACAGUAUGUCACCUUUGCAUAAAGGGUUCAGAGAAGCCACGAUUCACCUGUGUUAUUGUGUUAUUUUUAUGUUUCUCGGUUCUUUUACAUGCUGGCUCACUGAAGCAUCCUUUGGUUGCUGCAAGUCAUAGCGAUCUGUUUUACUUUCUGUUCUUGCAUUCAGAUGGCUACAUAAAAUGUAAUGUUAUUAGAGAAAGUCUCCAUUCUAGUAGUCAUUUCGAGGAGUCUGAAAUUAGUUUGAAAAACCUUCAUGUUACAUCCUUAGUAGACACAAUUUGAAGGCUUGUUCCUCAUUUCCCCUAGGUUAUAUAAAGUAUUCAGUGUCAUAUGCUUUUGCCAAUUCUGUUGUGAAAUUUAUUGUUUUGGUUAUUUGUGGAAAAUAGCUUCCUUUUUUUUUCUUGAAUUAAAGUUUUCAUGUGGAAAACCUUGUGAUGAACUUGUAUUGUGACCCUAACCCUGGCUCUCUGGAAAUGGAGUUCAGAGAAGGAGAGGUGGUUAAGAAUUGCGUGGGCAUUUUGGAAGACAGAGCAAGCCCCAUUCAUGGACAUGGAUUUGGGGGGGGGGGGCAG
Molecule: messenger RNA, 6239 nt
Organism: Peromyscus leucopus (white-footed mouse)
Lineage: Eukaryota; Metazoa; Chordata; Mammalia; Rodentia; Cricetidae
Gene: Ogfrl1
Product: opioid growth factor receptor like 1
Exons: 7
Coding region: 128-1513 (461 amino acids)
Cellular component (GO): membrane
Molecular function (GO): opioid growth factor receptor activity
Source: RefSeq, a predicted model, not a curated record